Molecule: messenger RNA, 6063 nt
Organism: Triplophysa rosa
Lineage: Eukaryota; Metazoa; Chordata; Actinopteri; Cypriniformes; Nemacheilidae
Exons: 18
Coding region: 560-5224 (1554 amino acids)
Source: RefSeq, a predicted model, not a curated record
UUGCAUUCAUGUUGCACGAAUCAGACCAGACUGUACUGAUAUGAUUAAAGGCAGAAAGAAAAAAACUAAAGGAAAAUUAGAGAAAGAUCAAAGAAAGAAUAGGAAACAGGCGAGUGAAAGUAUAAUGCACAUUGUAAAAGCAUUACGUCAUUGUCUAUUUCAACAAGAAGCAAGGCCUCAAAGAGCUAAACUCUGACUUUCAGACUCUUAUCUGCCCACAAUUUCUUAUUUUGGGAGGAAGCUUUUACAGCCCGGGUUUAUAGCCCUCGCUACCUCCAAAUGGGGCCGUGACUGAGCGUGAUGACCUCACCCUGUUUCUACUAAACUCUCUCUAACUCCUUCCUCACCCCACCAGCUUUCUCACAGUCUGCAGGAUUCAGGGUUUGCAGGAGUCACAUUCUCCACAGUUCCUGCAGCUUGCCUCUCCAACUGCUCUCGACAGUCUCUCAAAGCCUAGAUGACCGUCAUCUGACAUUACACGUGGGUCGUUGACUUCUUUGCAUCCGAUUAACCAUGUUUUUCAGAUAUAUGGAUUUUUUCCCCUCCUUGGUGCUGUCAGAUGAUUAAAGCAAGAGAAGCAAUGAAGAGGAUCCAACCUUUCACCAUCGGGACCAAGUUAUCUGUUCCCACUGAGACCAGAUGUCCGGAUUAUGUAGGCAUCAUCCUUCCCGUCCCGGCUGAGGAUUGCUAUGAACAGAGAAACGAGUCAAACGAUGAAACUUCUACUUGCUGUCAAGAAAGUAGAACACCCCACAAGUCUGCACCUAUGGAUGAUGUUUCAGAGGAGGAUAUAAAGGAAGACGAUAGAGACUCUGCUUCUCCACCAGCUUCAUCUAGAUCUAUCAGAAAGAUCGCUAUGUGUGGGAAUACGGAGAGCCAGGGGAACGAUCAUGUCUCUUACUGUUACGAGGCGAACAAUGCGGUUAGCUCGAAUGAAAUGCUGUUUGCUGUUGAGGAAGGAUUGAGUGACAGGUCUGCUUCACAGCUGGAGACUGAUCCAUGGACUAGAGGAAGGAAGAUAAGGAACCUUGACUGCGAUUAUAGCAUGCCAGCAUUCCCACAUGAUCAACCGGAGGAUGCAUCUCACAGCCAGAGGAGAGACCUUAAAGACUUUGAGAACUCCCUGAUCCAACUGACGACGAGUCUGGACUUGUCUCAGGAGGAACCCAAAAUGUCUCAUCAAAAGAAAACAGAGGAUGGAGAUUUAGGACUGGAAAUGCUUAGAAGAAGACCGACCCCGGGCGACCACGUUGAUAGAUCGUGGGUGAAGCUGCGGUCACUUCUAAGAGACUACCAUCAGGAUCUCAUGUUGGCUCUGGAGGUCUCAUCAUUUUAUCAACAAGCCGACAACAUCAUCAGCGCCAUCGACUGCAAGAAGAACAGUCUAGUAAUGACGGACGUCCACAAAAGCAGUCAAGACAAGGAGACUCGAGAAAUGGCCUGUCAGAUUAACAUGCUGAACGAGUCUGCGUCUCGCCUGUCAAAUAUCCACCCAACCCUGGCCAGAAGAGUUACACUCAAACAGGCCGAGGUGAAGGAGAACUGGGCAUUUCUCCAGGAGGUUCUACGGAAUCAGAAGACAGAUGUGUGUACCAAACGCCCGUCAUCUUCACCCGAUCCUCUGACCACAUGCCCUGACUCACAGAGCUUUGCUAGAAAUGAGGGUCAUAGCGUAAUGGGAAAAGACGUCAAAGAAGAGCAGAACCGUCUCAGAGGAUUUGAGUGUUCUCAAGGCAUGUGGGCCCAGAGGAUGUGGAGUCCGACUGAGGAAUGUUCUGAAGGCUCACUGUCUAAAAGCAGCUGCUCCAAAUUGGACAGCAUCACAGAGAAACAGGACAUGGACAGGAAGAGCUCAUGUUUUCCUAGCUGUGUCAGCCAGAUGCCUGAAACAACUCCUAAUCCCUCAAAUAAACAUCUCGUACCCUGCAAUAUGUCGAACGAGUUGACAGCAUCUAGUGCAAUGGCUCAUCUUUGUUUGAAGGACAACACGAUUGUGAGUGAUGGAGAAGACCAUGACUGCUUCAAACAAAGUCAAGACCAUAAAUUGGAAGAACUUCUAGGCCAGGUGGAGGUCCUCUGGGAUGCUCUGCAGAAGAAAUAUGGAGAGAACGAUGAGAUUAAACCAGAUGAAAAAGAACCUACCGGAAAUAAGCCUGAUCCAAUGACGCCAGAUUUCCAACUUUCUAACUAUCUCCCAGAAACUGUAGAUGAGGGCAAUUCUGGGAUGCUUGCAAAGUUCCUUGAACUCCUGGAUCCCAGUGGUUAUAACAAAAUGAGUCAGGAUGUUCCCAAAACUCAUAAUAGCCCAGAAAUGGCUGAAGCUACAGAAAUGUCAACUGAUCUGCUGGGUCGCCAAACUGAUGGAGAAACAUCACUGAAGUUUGACCAAACUUCAGAAGAGCUACAGAUCUCGCUGUCUACUCUAACACUACGUAUAAACCAGCAUCUCUCCCGCUGUGCUGAGCUCAGUAUGGAUCUCCUGGAUAUUGAAACGGACAAGGCGGUGCUGUGUGACCCUGACCUGAGUGGACUUGAUGGGCUACAGGAGCAGCAAGAUGACCUAGAGGCUCACUUUCACAUCAUUGAGGGAGAGGUGAAAGAGAUGGAGAGACUAGCCAGUCAGAUACAGGCUCUUCCUUCAGAACAGAGAGAUCCUCUCAGAGAAGAAGUUCAGGCGAUCCUGCAGGCCUGGGAGGAAGUAGGUCGCAACAUGGUGGAGAACAGAGGUCGCCUGGAGAAGUUUCAUCAGAUUCAGGACUAUUUUGAAAGCUAUCUCGCAAUGAUUACAUGUACUGAAAACAUCAGGUCCUAUAUUCUUGCCGGCAGCUCUGCUUGGAGAGAGAGUGAAGUUACAGAGAUUGAUUGCAGCAUUGAAACGAAGCUGGAUGAGUUUAGCAAACUGGCUACAGCUGGUCAAAUGCUUGUGCAAGAAGAGAGUCAGUUUAAAAACAUUAUCAAAGAGAGGACAGAUGAGCUGCAAAGCAUGCUGGGAUGGAUCCAGGUCAACUGGCGUGCUCAGAGAGAGCAGCUCGAAGGAGAGCAGAAUGUGAAACGAGAGGAGACAAAUGAUGCUGUCCAUCAGGAGGUUACUGCCUUCCCGCUCCAAAAUCUUUCAUCUGAAAAUCUGUGCCUUAAAAACACAGAGGUUGCAGGUGGUUCGAUUAUAACACAGCCCUCUCAAAACAGUUUCGAGCAUCAUAGGAAGCAUGAUGUAUCCAGUGUUGUCAGUCAGGAGUCCUGUCUUGCAAAAACAUCCCUAGGUUCGAGCAUCUGUCUCAUUUUGAGCUUUGAUGAACAGUCUUCAGGCAUCAACCAAGUGACCAAACAAUGGUCACCCAACAAUACCGACAUUUCUUUACCAACCCAAAGUAAAGAACACACUGGCGAGUCAACAAGUGAUGUUCAGGUGAACAGCGGACUUGACAGCAACUCGAUUCCAAUGCAGCAAUCCCUAGAAAUGCGUCAGGUGAGAUGGCCAAAUGGAUCAAUCAUCAGUACAGAACCCGAACAGAAGUCACCCUGUGGGAAUCUAGACCAAAAAUUAAAUAACCAACUCCAAUCACCAAACAAAGAAGCAUCCAGUGAUGUGUUUCCUGCUAACAUUCAACGUUCAUUGUGCAACCACGUAGAAGCUAGUCUUCCGUUGUCGGACAGCAACAAAACACACUCGAAGCUCUCGUCAGAUAUGCAAAAGCCUGAGCCGUCAGUCACCCAAGAAGCGCAAAACCAAGAGUCGCAAUCAUCAUACAGAAAUCUAGAAGAGAAUCAACAUUCGACAUCAAACAAAAUCGACCACCUGCGGAAUGAAGUGUCAGCUGAAGUCACUCACAGAGUGUUCACAUAUUUGCAUGUGUCAGAUGUCAAAUCUGCAGUUUCCCCAUCGCCACACACAACCUCUCCCGUGUCUCCAGCGUCCACGUCUUCAGCACAUUCGUCCUCUGUACUCGUGCAUCACGUCACAUGUGAAGAAAAGAAGGUUUGUAACCACAACACAUUUAAAGCCAGUUGUGCGUUCACAUCCAAAGAGCCAAUCAGAAGUGAGGCAGAGCAGCGAAGGCGUUCCACGCUCGGCAUCGUUGGAUUGGAAAGGUCUGGAAAAACGAGCAUUUUCAGGCAAAGGUGUAACACUUGGCCGGAAGGGGAGAGGAAAGGGAAGGAAAGUCAAUCAGAUGGCAAACUUCAGGUUUUUGUUAAAAAGAACAUGGCGGAUUUUGUCAUUAAAGACAAGGCAAACAAUCGUACUUUUCUAAGAGACACCGCAGCUCCUAAUGCUAUCAAGAUUCAGUCAAGUGGGCCGGCUAAAAACAUCUGCUCUUAUCUGUCUCUGGGAUCCACAAUUAGCUUCUGUCUUCCCAAUCGUUUCCAAAGCAACGCUUCAGAACUGGAAAACAAAGUGGAACCUGAUGUGAUUUAUAAUAACACGUGUGAUUUAAAGAACAAGUCAUUACCUUUAGCUCAAAGUCCAACAGAGAUGAGUGCUUCACAUCAAGCCAUGGAGACUGAUCCAGAACAUACUAAAGUUCUCCCGAGUUCCAGUUGUAAAGUUAAGUAUUCAGAAGAUUUAGAAGAACCAACCACUGAAGUCGAGACCCAAGAGUUAGAUCAAAUGUAUGACGGCACAGAGCCUGUCUUGAUGCAAGAGGAGGUCCAAACAACCAUUGAGUGCUCUCAAUCGACAUAUAAAGACAUUGAUAAACAUAAAUGUAAUGAUUCCUCUAGCCAACGCCAGGCUUGCAGCUCACCUUCAGCCAUUCAAUGCAGUCCAUCGAGUUCCUCUUCUUCAUGUGGUCAUAAAUGCCUUAGUGUUCACACCAAAAUAAAAGACCUGAAUGGUCACUUAUACUUUUCCUCCAAAUAUAUAAAGAUAAACUCCCCAGCAAAUGGCCCACAGGUUUGGUCUAAUGGGCUGUGGGACACUGGAUCUGCUAGGAGCGCUCGUAUCAUAAACUGUGGUGUGAGAGACUGUGCGGUGUGUUUUAGUGACAUUCAUAAAGAGUCUGAAGAUGUAGGAGAACCCUAUGCAGGGAUAUCUGACGGCAUAGAGGGCCUUCUUCAGCCGGGCCACUGGCUUUUCCAACAGGAGGAAGAGGAACUGGAAGAUAUCUGGAGAGGAAAAAUGGGUAACCUGACAUCAAACUGUACUUUGGAGAGAAAUGUGGAUGAGGAAAAAGGGUUAUCAAUCACAACCAACAGGGGACAGGUAACUCUCCCACUACAUGCAUGAGAUGGGUUAUUUUGGACGUUACCCACACACAUCAUUGGGAAAAUGGAUUAUUGUGGACCCUGCCGUUUCACAGGGUUGUUUUGGACACCUCAUAUUUUACCUGCUGUAUAUUUUUAUGCUAUACAUGAAUUAUUUUAUUUGAUGUCUCUUGUUGUUUUUUUAAAGUAGUAAAUGAAUGCAAGACUAUCAGUGUGGUAAACUGAAUGCACACCUUAAAGUUUAUUACAGUUAUGUGUAAUAUAAACAAUAGACACAAUUGUCAUUUGAAAUUGUCAUUGCUUUUUCCCAACACCAGAGGGAACCCGUGUCACACUUGUGAGAACUUGAUAAGCGCGGACGAUGGGACAAAAUUUAAACAUGGUUUUUACUGUAACCAUAAUUUAACUGUGGUAUUUUUAGUAAAAACAUAGUAAUCACAAAUUUACCACUGUCUCACUAUAGUAACUAUAUCUUAACAUUGAUAUUUGUAGUAAAACAAAUUGUAAAACAAAUUGUAAUUAAUAGGCUACGCCAAAUCGUGGGAUAACUACACUUGUACUAUAAUAAAACCACGGGUGGUUUUAUUAAGAAAGUCCGUGUACAGUAAAAUGCACUUUUAUUCAACUAACAACAGAAUUAGACCCAAAAAAGUUACAUAUAAAAAGAUGAAAGAUGCUUGCAUAUAAACAUACGGUCUCCGAUAUAUGAUGUGCACGUAUGAUAAAGCAGAUAUAUAAACACAGUUUGUAAAUCACUCUCAUGCACACAUGCUAUUGAAUUAUUAAUGUAUUUCGGUGAUUAUAAAAUGAUGUUAAUCUUCAUACGUCCUUUUACUGUUUUGCACAAAAUAAAACGAACUG